AAACUCACUUCCUGGUGCCCUCAUUCUACUGUCUGGCUGUUUGCCAAGAAAAAUUUGUUCAUUACCUUUCUUUAGUGAUAUCUCAUGGGCCUCAACCAGCAGACUAACAGCAGUUAAGCUGUGGCUGUGGCUGUGGUGCGGAAGGAAGCAGAAGUUGGCAGCUGUGUAAGGUUCCCUAUAGAUAGAGCCUUCACCUCCUCACAUUGGACUGCUUACGGAAACUAUAGUAAGACCCUUCACCUCCUCACAUUGGACUGCUUACGGACACGAUAGUAAGACCCUUCACCUCCUCACAUUGGAUUGCUUACGGCCACUAUAGUAAGACCCUUCACCUCCUCACAUUUGACUCUUGUCAUGGCCAGCUACCCCACACACGAAUGAAGAGCCCUGAACUGAAGCGUUCCCAGUCUUUACAAACCGCCCCGAUGCCCCCGGGCAACGCCCUUCAAACCAGCCAGACGGGUUCCUCCCCAGCCAUGCUGUUCUCAGGGCACUUUAAUACAGAGCGAAUGUACAGUGCAGACCUGCUCUGACAGCGCAGACCUUGAGAUCUAGCAAUAAGAAAGCAAAAAUACGUUGAGAGACGAAGGAGGUCUCAGCCUUAGUCCACACAGGGUCUGUGGUUCUCUUGGUACUCAGGGAGAGUUGGGUUUGAAGAUCUUGCCCUGGUAACUGUGGAAGAGAUGCUGAAGCUAUUCCCAAAGAGCGAGAUGGACGAGGGCCUGCGGCAGCUGGCCGAGAGGGUGUACGCCUGCGCCCUGAAGGAGGAGAACAACCGGGACGCCCUGGCCCUGUUCACCGUCCCCGAGGACUGCCCGAUUGGCCUGCAGGAGGAGCGCGAGAGGGAGAUGCAGAAGGGCCUGAAGGAGCAGCGGUCCGAGGAGUCGGCCAGGAGAAUGAAGAGCUUUAAGAUGAAGCGUUCUCAGUCUCUGUUCUUACAAUCGGAGCCGCACCUCCCCGGCCCGGCCACUGGCCAGGCCCCGCCCCCAGAGGACCUCCCAGACUACCAGAGAGUGACCAUCAGUGGGGAUUACUGUGCGGGGAUCACGGUGGAGGACUAUGAGCAGGCCUCCAAAAGCCUGCUGAAAGCUCUCCUGAUCAGGGAGAAGUACUCCAGGCUGGCAUUCCACCGCUUCUCACGGACCACAGCGCACUUCCUCCGUAGCGCAGAGGACCGCACCUGGAGCCAGGAGGACGAAGUCCUGCCAGACGUCAGCCCCUGCCCGGGGCCGGGCCAGGACCCCUACUCCCUGGAGGACCUCCCAGAGGACCUGGGCUACCUGCUGCAGAUGAAGGAUGGCAUCGUGCGUGUGUACAGCAGCCCAGAGGCCCUGGAGCAGCAGCAGCCCCGGGACCUCCCCUACCCCGACCUGGAGACCUUCUCUGUGGACAUGGGCCAGGUCCUCGCCAUGAUCGUGGACGGACCCACAAAGACCUACUGCCACAGAAGGCUGAACUUCUUGGAGUCUAAGUUCCAUCUCCAUGAGAUGCUGAAUGAGAUGGCUGAACUGAAGGAGCUGAAGAAGGUCCCACACAGAGACUUUUACAACGUCAGAAAGGUUGACACACACAUCCACGCAGCUGCCUGCAUGAACCAGAAACAUCUGCUGAAGUUCAUCCAGACAACGUAUAAGACGGAGGCGGAGCGCGUGGUACUGGAGAGGGGCGGGGAGAAGCUGACCCUGGGCCAGGUGUUCCAGAACCUGGCCAUGGACCCCUACGACCUCACCGUGGACUCCCUGGACGUGCACGCCGGAAGACAAACAUUUCACCGCUUUGACAAGUUCAACUCCAAAUACAACCCUGUAGGGGCCAGCGAGCUGAGAGAAAUCUACCUGAAGACAGACAACUAUAUCAAUGGAGAAUACUUUGCACGCCUGAUUAAGGAAGUGGCUCACGGGCUGGAGGAGAGCAAAUACCAGCACGCCGAGCCACGCCUCUCCAUCUACGGACGCUCUCCAGACGAGUGGCGGACCCUGGCCUCCUGGUUCGUCCAGCAGCGCCUCCACUCCCCCAACCUGCAAUGGAUGAUCCAGGUCCCCCGCAUCUAUGAUAUUUUCAGGGCCAAGAAGAUCAUACCAAACUUUGCCAAGAUGUUGGAGAAUAUCUUCCUCCCACUGUUUGAGGCCACAGUCAACCCACAGAAGAACAAGGAAGUGCACUUGUUUUUAAAAUACCUGACGGGGUUCGACAGUGUGGACGACGAGUCCAAACACAGCGACCACAUGUUCUCCUUCAGUAGUCCCAAGCCUGAGAGCUGGACCUCCGAGGAGAACCCCCCCUACAGCUACUACCUCUUCCACAUGUACGCCAACAUCAUGGUGCUCAACAACCUGCGCAAGGAAAGAGGCCUGAACACCUUCCAGUUCCGGCCCCACUGUGGCGAGGCUGGAUCCAUCACCCACCUAGUGUCCGCCUUCCUCACCGCAGACAACAUCUCCCACGGCCUCAACCUAAAGAAGAGUCCAGUGCUCCAGUACCUCUACUACCUCUGCCAGGUGCCCAUCGCUAUGUCCCCUCUGAGCAACAACGGCCUGUUCCUGGAGUACUCCAAGAACCCUCUGCGCGAGUUCCUCCACAAAGGCUUGUGUGUGUCCCUGUCCACUGACGAUCCCUUGCUGUUCCACUACACCAAGGAAGCAUUGAUGGAGGAGUACGCCAUCGCCGCCCAGCUGUGGAAGCUAAGCACUUGUGAUGUGUGUGAGAUAGCAAGGAACAGUGUCCUGCAGAGCGGCCUCUCACACAAGGAGAAACAGCACUUCCUGGGUCCAAAUUACCUGCAGGACGGCCACCAGGGCAACGACAUCCGGCGGACCAACGUGGCCCAGAUCCGGCUGGCGUACCGCUACGAGACGCUGUGCAACGAGCUCAGCUUCCUGGUGGACGCCAUGAAGAUGGAUGCUGCCACUACACCCAUCCCGGACCAGUGAUGUCCGCCUUUCACAUUCUAUCAGUGCAUACAGGUCACCUGACGUAGUGAAUUGACGUCGGCACUGGCUUAAUGCUCCUGCUUUAUUAAGCGCCAUGAUUUAUUAUGUGAUUUAUUUUGAUUGACCAUUUCAGAACUUUUUCAAAAUCAAUAUAUUUUUGACAACACAAGUGAGACUUUCAGAUGCAGGAUGUUCCAACAGAACAGCCUACAAGUUGAGACCAGUGGACUUCAACUGGUCAAUAUGAGCAGUUGACACUGCACUAUUUCUGUUUGAGUUUGCUGCCACCUAAAGUUCAACAUCCUCCAUCCUUAACUGAGCUGUAUUUUUUAUUUGAAACUAUGAUUAAUAAAGCAUAGCGUUAUUUGAUA
This is a messenger RNA of Gadus morhua (Atlantic cod), 3301 nucleotides long. It is a transcript of the gene ampd3b, whose product is annotated as adenosine monophosphate deaminase 3b. Bases 684 to 2930 code for a protein of 748 amino acids. Gene Ontology annotation, biological process: AMP metabolic process; IMP salvage. Gene Ontology annotation, molecular function: AMP deaminase activity. The transcript is spliced from 16 exons. NCBI's taxonomy places the organism in Eukaryota, Metazoa, Chordata, Actinopteri, Gadiformes, Gadidae. The record is from RefSeq and is a predicted model, not a curated record. Gene Ontology annotation, cellular component: cytosol.